Messenger RNA from Trichoderma asperellum CBS 433.97, 506 nucleotides. Lineage: Eukaryota; Fungi; Ascomycota; Sordariomycetes; Hypocreales; Hypocreaceae. The record is from RefSeq and is a predicted model, not a curated record.
CCUGGCAGGUUCUAACUUGGAACCAGUGAUAGUUGGCUCAUUCAUUGCUCUGGUAAUUUCUCUCUUUUCUACUUCAUAUUACACGUUUACCAUGGAAGUAGGGACUACUUGGGCAACUAAGAUCAAACACCACCGACUUCCUAUGGUGUGCGAUGGUAGUCCAGCGUAAGCAACCUCUUGCAAGCCGUACCAUGGUGGUUUUGAAGCUAAUGGAAUCUAAGAAUUGUCAUUUCUCUCUUCUGGCUUGGUCAGACUCAGCAUUAUCAGAAAUUUCGGGGUUAUUGGUUGGUAACAGUUAUUGGUUGCUCAUUAUGGAGUUGCUGAAGUAUAUAACGGACGCAUACAGGCAAUUUACUGCCUUGGUACACGCGGCUGCAAGCACAGUCAGGCCGAUCACCGCUGUUUGUCUGCCCCUGGCUGGCAGCCCCAUGUAUGGGAAACCGGGAAUCCAUUGGGCAUGCUGACUAUUACUGUCCCAUGCACCUGGGGCGAGAAGAUCUCCGUAC